Parathielavia appendiculata is the source of this 1231-nucleotide messenger RNA. Its product is annotated as glycoside hydrolase family 11 protein. The coding region runs from base 233 to 889 and encodes 218 amino acids. The transcript is spliced from 2 exons. Gene Ontology annotation, biological process: xylan catabolic process. Gene Ontology annotation, molecular function: hydrolase activity, hydrolyzing O-glycosyl compounds. NCBI's taxonomy places the organism in Eukaryota, Fungi, Ascomycota, Sordariomycetes, Sordariales, Chaetomiaceae. The record is from RefSeq and is a predicted model, not a curated record.
GCGGGGUGCAUGACAGCCAACAACCGGCCCAAUCACACAACAGCCGCGUUCCAGAUCCGGUAGUCGUGCGGAUUGUUGCUAUGUGGAUGUACAAGGACUCGAUAUGGCGCAAGCCCCUGAGACGAAGACGGAGAAUACUAUAAAGAGCAGCCCAAGGUUUGACAUCUCAUCCGCCGCUGGACCCCCCACAACAACCUCCUCGUUGUAGUACCAACUGCUGGAAGGCAUCGUCAUGGUUUCCUUCACCCUCCUCCUGACGGCUCUCGCCGCCGCUGUCACCGCCAGCCCACUUCAGGCUGUCCAAGAGCGUGGCAUCCAGCCCGGCCAGGGCACGCACGAUGGCUUCUUCUACUCGUUCUGGACCGACGGCCGCGGCUCUGUCGACUACAACAACGGUCCUCGCGGCUCGUACAGGGUGACGUGGAACAACGUCAACAACUGGGUCGGCGGCAAGGGCUGGAAGCCGGGCCCGCCCCGCAAGGUUGCCUACAACGGCACCUGGAAUAACUACAACGUCAACAGCUACCUCGCCCUCUACGGCUGGACCACCAACCCACUGGUCGAAUACUACAUCGUGGAAGCGUACGGCACGUACAACCCGUCCUCGGGUACCUCGCGCCUCGGCACCAUCGAGGAUGACGGCGGCGUCUACGACAUCUACAAGACACGCCGCGUCAACCAGCCCUCCAUCCUCGGCACCUCCACCUUUGACCAGUACUGGUCCGUCCGCCGCACCAAGCGCGUCGGCGGCACCAUCGACACGCAAAAGCACUUCGACGAGUGGAAGCGCCAGGGCAACCUGCAGCUGGGCACCUGGGACUACAUGAUCAUGGCGUCCGAGGGGUACCAGAGCAGUGGGUCGGCCAACAUCGAGGUCAGAGCUGCAUAGUAAGGUACGCUUACCUUUGGCCGGUUGGACCGUGGAUGGCAGUGGGUGGUUCUCUCCAUGGACAGUUCCGCCGCCAUUGUUGAAACUGCUACGCUGUUUUGCGGGGAGAGCUUUGGUGUGAGGAUGAUGUGUAAACAAAGCACUCAGGCCAAAUGAAGUCGUCUCGGGAAAUGGGUUGAGAUUGUGACCGUCCUUUAUGCACUUCGUGCAGGCAAUCUGAACUGAACCGUGAACGGAAAACCUGAUCUGCCUUUAAGUGUCUGGCAGCUGUAGCAGCCACCGCAAAAUAUUCCCACCGCGCUUCGAGGUUCUUUCCUACACCGGAAUAAACAGCGAGGGGCC